CAAGUCGUCUUCUCCUUCAGCGUUUAUCCACCUUUACGCAUUUAUCCAAAAGCGCUUUGGUGUUUGGGGUCUUUCUGGCCUCACAUUGUUCUUCUGUUGGAUUAUGUUUUGUUGGAGACUGUUUUUUUUUUGUUUUGUUUUUUUUACUUUCCAGUCUGAACCCUGCAGCACAUUUUGUUACUUUGUAAUUUAAUCAAAGUUCAUCUUUGUUUACAUACCAGCUUUCGUGUAUGCAGCAGCUGUGUUGGGAUUUUGAAGUAAACUGUUCACUUUGUUUUCACUAGAGUAACACAAGGGUCUGAAUAUUCUGGGGGAUUAUUGUGCAUUAGCGAAGAGGGCACCUCGUGAGUCGCGUUGCUGUGAAAAACGCGAACAAUCCUAUUGUGGAUGCACUGAACGUGUCCAAUAAGGAGCUUGGACUCGGUGGGCGGCGACAGAGUCCAAACCCCAAUAAAUUGUUCCCACACACAGGCGCGUUUCUCGAUGCAGAGCUUGAUCCCCUGCUCCCUUCCUGUUUUGUUUGGCUUGAGUGCUGCUGGAGAUGGAAACGAGCUGGGAAAAACUGCAAAAGAAACCCGUUCGCCUCAUUGCAGCAGCCUGCAACGACAUGGGGAUCGGGAAAGAUGGAAAACUGCCCUGGGAUUUACCGACUGAAUUCCAGUACUUUGUGAACACUGUCAAAACGGUAUCAAGACCAGGAAGGAUGAAUUUUAUGGUUUGGGGUAGACUCUGCUGGGACUCCCACCCUGAAUCUUUGUUUCCACUUCCCAAUAUUUUGCAUGUGGUGCUGAGUAAAACCCUGGACACGGUUCCUGAUCAUGCACACUUCCUGUGUCGAGACUUUGACAGUGCCAUCCGCCUGGCUGCAGAGCCCCCCCUCGCUGACUUAAUAGAAACCAUCUGGAUUGUUGGCGGAGUGCAGGUUUACAAGGAUGCAUUAAACCACCCUUGGUGUGACCUGCUUUACCUGACAGAUGUCAUGGCUGACUUUGACUGUGAUGUUUUCUUCCCAGAAUUUGACAAAAAUCUAUUUCAACUACAGGAAGGAUUUCCCCGUGUGCCAAGUGAAAUUCAAGAGGAGAAUGGCAUUAAGUUCAAAUACCAAGUAUUCAAGAGAGACACCGCUGACACUGUGUAGAAUACCUUUUUUAAGGAAAGAAAUGCCAAUGUCUUAAAAAAGACUUUUAGAAAUGUAGUCAAUGAAUAAUUCAAACAGUAUAAAUGUGACUUCUUGGUCUUUGCAGUCCGUAGCCACUGAACUGCUAUAAGUACAGACACUCCAAUAGUGCUGCAGUGCUUGCCGCUCUACUAUUUUACUUUUUUUAGUUUCUGCUCUUUUUUUAAGCUACUAUAAUCAGAUCUGGCAUGUCACUUUCUCCUAUUGCCCUGUCAUUUGGCAGUGUUCCUAUCUCGUCCUCCUACUCAGUCAUUUAAUGCAGCACAGAAAAUGUGCUUGGUUCAGUCAGCAGCCUGCAUCAAUGCCAGCCUCUGAUACUCCAGGUAUCACAGUAGAUCUCUUACCUUCUCAGUCAGCUUGACAGGUGCCUGUUUAGAAAGUGAUGAUUUAAUAACUCCACCUGUGUGCUUUCACAUUAUAGUACGUCUUAUUUAAAAUGUUACUGCUUAAAUCUGUGGUAGUUGGAAAUUGUGAGACUCAUAUUUGUUAAUACCGGCUCUUGCUGGGAUGUUUUUGAUGACAGAACCAUAAAUACAUGGUGAAUUUUUAAUGGAGAAAUAAUUGACACGUUUGUUUUUUUUCCCCCAGUUUUAAUUAAAUAUUUUACUCUUA
Molecule: messenger RNA, 1789 nt
Organism: Oreochromis aureus
Lineage: Eukaryota; Metazoa; Chordata; Actinopteri; Cichliformes; Cichlidae
Exons: 6
Coding region: 542-1138 (198 amino acids)
Biological process (GO): folic acid metabolic process; dihydrofolate metabolic process; tetrahydrofolate biosynthetic process
Cellular component (GO): mitochondrion
Molecular function (GO): dihydrofolate reductase activity; NADP binding
Source: RefSeq, a predicted model, not a curated record